Messenger RNA from Ictalurus punctatus (channel catfish), 2660 nucleotides. RefSeq names its product tripartite motif containing 13 (gene trim13). The coding region runs from base 448 to 1662 and encodes 404 amino acids. Gene Ontology annotation, molecular function: zinc ion binding. The transcript has 2 exons. NCBI's taxonomy places the organism in Eukaryota, Metazoa, Chordata, Actinopteri, Siluriformes, Ictaluridae. Gene Ontology annotation, biological process: innate immune response; positive regulation of canonical NF-kappaB signal transduction; positive regulation of macroautophagy. The record is from RefSeq and is a predicted model, not a curated record.
GCACAGCAACAAGCGCCACGAUUACGUCGCGUACUGCAGUAAAAGCAACAGAGCUCAGUGUACCCGCGCGCUCGUCUGUGUUUUGGUUCAGUUGCUGACGUUUUCCUCCAUAACAGUCAUCAGUUGCUACCUUAUCGACAUCUCUCCCUCUCUCUCUCUCUCUCUCUCUCUCUCUCUCUCUCUCUCUCUCUCUCUCUCUGUCUGUCUGAGAGUCCUGAAACAAAAUCCUGGGGAGACAAUUUACAGGAUGAGCGGGUUCUUGGAUAUUCCCAAGCGAAGUGUCAGGGCGCAAUGGACUUGUGACCGGAGAGAACAGCGUUCCUGUAGUCAUUACGCGCUGUGCACGUAGUCCCGUCACUGACGAUGAUUAGUAGAUGUAGUUCAGGAAGGAAUAAUUGAUAAACCAUGCACUCGACGUGAACCUUACUCAGCUGUUACAUACCCGCGAUGGAUUUGCUGGAGGAGGACCUGACAUGCCCGAUAUGCUGCUGUCUCUUCGAGGACCCACGUGUGCUGCCGUGUUCACACAGUUUCUGCAGGAAGUGCCUGGAAGGCAUCCUGGAGGAUAACCGAAGCCCAGUGUGGAGACCUCCGUUCAAAUGUCCGACGUGCCGAAAGGAGACCGCGCACAACGGCAUUUCAAGCCUGCAAGUUAACUAUUCCUUGCGCAGCAUCGUGGAGAAGUACAACAAGAUCCGUGCGAGCCCAAGAAUGUCUCAGUGUCGCGCUCACAACGGGCAACCGCUGAACAUCUUCUGUGCCACAGACCUGAAGCUCAUCUGCGGCUUUUGCGCCACUACAGGAGAACACAAAGGGCACAAGUUCUGCGCGUUAGAGGAGGCGUACGAGCGCGAGAAGCUUGCCUUCGAGGAGCUGUUUCGUGCCGUGGAGAGCUGGAAAGGCGCAGAGGUGCUCUCCUGCCUGGAAGCGCUCGAGGGGGCGAAGAAAAAAGCGCUGCAGAUGGCCUCGCGAGACUUGGAUCGGGUCUCUGAGUACUUCGACAAGCUGCUCCGCGCGCUCGAGCACAAGCGCAGUGAGAUCCUCUCGGACUUUGAAACCCUAAAGCUCGCGGUCAUGCAAACCUUCGACCCGGAGAUCAACCAGCUCCGCUCGGCGCUCGAGGAACAGCAGCGCGCAUUGCGCCUCGCCGAGUCGGUUCGCUCGCUCUCCGACCCGCUCACCUUCUUGCAGUGCAUGCAGGACUUCCGCGAGAAAGUGCGCGCCAUUCGCGAGACGCCGCUUCCCACGCGCACGGACGUGGACGUUGGCGCGCUAGUGCCAAGCUUCGACGUGCACGAGUGGGACCGUGUGCGUCUGGGAGACGUGGACGCGCUGCGCGCUCCGCACGAGGGCAGCGCACUCCGGUCGCCGGCGGCUCGAAUUGGCCCCUCACGUCUUUCCCGGAGCCUGUGGAGUUUCGCCUUGCUGGUAUGCGCGUGCCUGUGUGUACCGAACUUUCUCCCCUCAGACUGUUUUGCCGCGAGUCUCACAGCUAAAGCGGUGUCCGCGCUUGCUGGCGUCUCCGUGCCCGCUCCUGCAGAAAUGCUGCGGUGGCUCACACUUUGCUGGCAGGAGGUGGCGGGAGUGUGCGCGCUCCUAACCGAGUUCUGCAAGAACUGCAUUACUGAGCUCAUCGACACCACGUCAGAGUUUAUCAGCUGAUUUUCACCCGGUGGACUUUUCUCAUUUGUCGUCUGAGGCGCACAUCUUUACAACUUAUUACCACAUAAUGUAAUUUAAAUACAAGCCUAUAAUUUUCAGCUGCGUUUUUGUGUGCAUUACUGAAUUUGUAAUUGCGGUGGUUGUUUUUUUGUUGUUGUUGUGUUUGUUUGUUUGUUUUAAACCGCCAUAUACACAGUCAGCUUGUGUUCUAAUUAAAGUGGACCGUUUGGAAAGAAAUACUAGCUAUUUCAGUUAACUGAGACAUGAUUAUGGGUGGUAGUUUUAGAUUCUAUUAAGGCUCAAACUAAGAUACUGGUUAACAAAUCACUUGCUUGGUUAGAAUUAAGUAGCGCAAUGUGUUUCCAAACCUAUUUCAAUGAAUUAAAACCAGACGUUUCUCUCAAUGAAAGUCACUGGGUUGUAACACGGGGAUCCCCCACAGCCUCCUCCCCACCACACACCGCUCCAGCAGCAUUCCGUCUAGCCCAUAUUAUUUUUAUUUUAUUUAUUUAUUAGUGUUGUAUUUUAUAUACAUGUAAAUUAAAAGAAGGAAACUCAAAGUUAAAUGUUUCGCAUGUAGGCCUUUAUAAGUGCAUUGUAACUAUAGACAGAUGAAGGACACAUCAUAUUUAAUUUAUUUUUCGAUUAAAAAAAAAAAAAACCUGCCUAAAUAGGAUGUACUGCUGUGGUGAGUCGAGAAAAACAUUAAAGCCGAAUUUGGUAUACUUUAUAUACUUUAUCACUUGUGUAAAAACCAAUUGCUUAAUUUCCUGUAGGUUUGGCUGCCGAUUAUAACACACGUUUACAAAACGACCACGUUGAUGCAUGUAAUCGUAAGAAUUAAAAUGUUUUUUGUCGUUGUUGUAGUUUUUUUUUUUUUGUUUGUUUGUUUACUUUGAGGUAUGGCUUUGUGGUCCAUUAAGCAUAUAUUUGGGGUUGACCCCAUACAUCCGUUGGCACUUUAAAUAAACGGUUAUGUAUAUGCCUACAACAAAAUA